Orycteropus afer afer is the source of this 4782-nucleotide messenger RNA. RefSeq names its product phospholipase C eta 2 (gene PLCH2). Gene Ontology annotation, biological process: phosphatidylinositol-mediated signaling; lipid metabolic process. The record is from RefSeq and is a predicted model, not a curated record. Lineage: Eukaryota; Metazoa; Chordata; Mammalia; Tubulidentata; Orycteropodidae. Gene Ontology annotation, molecular function: calcium ion binding; phosphatidylinositol-4,5-bisphosphate phospholipase C activity.
UGCAUGAGUGCCAUGCAGGCAGGGACACAGAUGGUGAAGCUCCGUGGCAGCUCCAAAGGCCUUGUCCGAUUCUACUACCUGGAUGAGCAUCGGUCCUGUAUCCGCUGGCGGCCCUCACGCAAGAAUGAGAAGGCCAAGAUCUCCAUCGACUCCAUCCAGGAGGUGAGUGAGGGCCGGCAGUCAGAGAUCUUCCAGCGUUACCCCGACAGCAGCUUCGACCCCAACUGCUGCUUCAGCGUCUACUAUGGUGACCACCGUGAUUCACUGGACCUGGUCUCACCUAGUGGGGAUGAGGCACGCACCUGGGUCACUGGCCUGCGCUACCUCAUGGCCGGCAUCAGUGAUGAGGACAGCUUGGCCCGCCGGCAGCGCACCAGGGACCAGUGGCUGAAGCAGACAUUUGAUGAAGCUGACAAGAACGGGGAUGGCAGCCUGAGCAUCGGUGAGGUCCUACAGCUGUUGCACAAGCUGAACGUGAACCUGCCACGGCAACGUGUGAAGCAGAUGUUCAAGGAAGCGGACACAGAUGACCAGCAGGGCACGCUGGACUUCGAGGAGUUCUGUGCUUUCUACAAGGCGAUGUCCACCCGCCGAGACCUCUACCUGCUCCUGCUAACCUAUAGCAACCACAAGGACCACCUGGAUGCCACUGACCUGCAGCGCUUCCUGGAGGUGGAGCAGAAGAUGACAGGUGUGACGCUUGAGAGCUGCCAGGAUGUCAUCGAGCAGUUUGAGCCCUGCCCAGAAAAUAAGAGCAUGGGGGUUCUGGGCAUUGACGGCUUCACCAACUACAUGCGAAGUCCAGCCGGCGACAUCUUCAACCCCGCACACCACAGCGUGCACCAGGACAUGAGCUGCCCACUGAGCCAUUACUUUAUCACCUCGUCCCACAACACCUACCUCGUGGGUGACCAGCUCAUGUCUCAGUCCCGCGUGGACAUGUAUGCUUGGGUCCUACAGGCUGGCUGCCGCUGUGUGGAGGUGGACUGCUGGGAUGGGCCUGAUGGCGAGCCCAUUGUGCACCAUGGCUACACUCUGACCUCCAAAAUCCUCUUCAAGGACGUCAUUGAGACCAUCAACAAAUAUGCCUUCAUCAAGAAUGAGUACCCAGUGAUCCUGUCCAUUGAGAACCACUGCAGUGUUGUCCAGCAGAAGAAGAUGGCCCAGUAUUUGACUGACAUUCUUGGGGAUAAGUUGGACCUAUCGUCAGUGAGCGGCGAGGACUUCACCACGCUUCCCUCUCCAGAGAUGCUCAAGGGCAAGAUCCUGGUGAAGGGGAAAAAGCUCCCGGCCAACAUCAGUGAGGAUGCCGAGGAGGGCGAGGUGUCUGAUGAGGACAGCGCUGAUGAGAUUGAUGAUGACUGCAAGCUCCUCAAUGGAGAUGCCUCUACCAACCGGAAGCGUGUGGAAAACAUCGCGAAGAGGAAAUUGGAUUCCCUCAUCAAAGAGUCCAAGAUUCGAGACUGUGAAGAUCCCAAUGACUUCUCUGUGUCCACAUUGUCCCCAGCAUGGAAGCUUGGACACAGGAGCAGAGCAGAGGAGGACGUGGACUCAGGGGAGGAGGCUGGGAGCAGCCGGCGGAACAACAGGCUCCUUAUGAACAGCUUCUCCAAGCGCAAGAAAAAAGGCAGCAAGUUAAAGAAGGUGGCCAGCGUGGAGGAGGGGGUGGAGGACCUAGAUGCCCAAGGAGUCCAGAUCCGCGGGGUGACCCGGCAGAAGAAGACCAUGAAACUGUCACGAGCCCUGUCAGACCUGGUGAAGUACACCAAGUCUGUGGGGACACAUGAUGUGGAGACGGAGGUGCUGUCCAGCUGGCAGGUGUCAUCCUUCAGCGAGACCAAGGCACACCAGAUCCUGCAGCAGAAGCCGGCCCAGUACCUGCGCUUCAACCAGCACCAGCUAUCCCGUAUCUACCCCUCAUCCUAUCGUGUUGACUCCAGCAACUACAACCCUCAACCUUUCUGGAAUGCCGGCUGCCAAAUGGUCGCCCUGAACUACCAGACGGAAGGACGCAUGCUGCAGCUGAACCGUGCCAAGUUCAGUGCCAACGGCAACUGUGGCUACGUGCUCAAGCCCCCAUGCAUGUGCCAGGGCGUCUUCAACCCCAAUGCUGAGGAUCCACUGCCUGGGCAGCUCAAGAAGCAGGUGGUGCUGCGGAUCAUCAGUGGGCAGCAGCUCCCUAAGCCGAGAGACUCCAUGCUAGGGGACCGAGGAGAGAUCAUCGACCCUUUCGUGGAGGUGGAGAUCAUCGGGCUCCCCGUGGACUGCAACAAGGAGCAGACCCGUGUGGUGGAUGACAAUGGAUUCAACCCCAUGUGGGAAGAGACCCUGGUGUUCCUGGUGCACAUGCCCGAGAUGGCACUGGUCCGCUUCCUUGUGUGGGACCAUGACCCCAUCGGGCGGGACUUCAUUGGCCAGAGAACACUGGCCUUCAGCAGCAUGAUGCCAGGCUAUCGGCAUGUGUACCUGGAGGGCAUGGAGCAGGCCUCCAUCUUUGUCCAUGUGGCCAUCAGUGAUGUCAGUGGUAAGGUCAAACAGGCUCUGGGUCUAAAAGGCCUGUUCCUCCGCGGCCCAAAGCCCGGCUCGCUGGACAGUCAUGCUGCUGGGCGACCACCCCCCCGACCCUCCGUUAGCCAGCGGCUCCUGCGGCGCACGGCCAGUGCCCCCACCAAGAGCCACAAGCCGGGCCGCAAGGGCUUGCCAGAGUUGGUCGUUGGGACUCAGGACACGGGUUCUGAGGGGACGGCUGACGACGUGGCACCCCCCAGCCCCACCCCAGGGCCCCCACCCCACGAGGUGCCCAGCAGCGUCAGCCCCCGAGGUAAGGUGCUGACACCCACAGCAGCUGCGGCGGCGAGGAGUCCAGCCACAGUGCCGCCCCCGUGUGUCCCUGAGGGCCCUGGGCCUGCAGGCAUGGCUGCCACAUGCAUGAAGUGCAUGGUGGCCUCCUGCACUGGCAUGGACGCUGAGGGCCUGCUCAGGGAGCGGCCGCCCAGCCCGGGGCCCAUGGGUGCCCACUCAGCCAUCAGUCAGCAGCCCAGGGCCCGGGCAGAUGCACUGGGGGCCCCCCGUGGCACUGGGGGUCCCCGAGCCACUGCGGCCAUGCCCGGGAAAAACAGAGAGACCUCUGAGGGCUGCGGGGCCCGGCGGCAGCGGCCGGGUGGCGGUGGCUCUGUGUCCUCGGAUUCCAGCAGCCCGGACAGCCGUGGCAGCCCCGAGGAGGGCCCCCGCUGGCCAGAGGGUGCCCGCAGGCCACCAGGGGCCCUGCAGCGGGAGAUGAACGCCCUGUUCAUUCAAAAGCUGGAGGAGAUUAGGAGUAAAUCCCCCAUGUUCUCAGCUGCCGGGCUCUCAUCACAGGGGCCCAUAGGAGACCUAGAGGCUCAGAUGUUCCCAAUGCCCUUCCUGCACCUCAGUUGGCUUGUGGGCUCCCCCUACCCAAAUCUCCAGCCCAUCCAAGACGCCUGCCCCUCGUCCAUGCAGAGGUCUGUCUCCUCCUUGUAUGGCCUGGAGACCAUCACUGAGGAGCCGGCCCCUGGCCUCCCACCGCCACCGGCUACCCCCACCAGCUUCUACUCAGAAGGUUCCCAAAGCUCUGCAGGACCUGUAGCCAAAGCUGCAACAGGCCCCCUAGGGGUGGCCCCGGGAGCUCCUGGGCACCCCCAGCUCAGGACCAGUGACCACAGGGACACUGAGGUGCCCCCUGACAGCAGGCGGUGGGUGUAUCAUGGUGGGGCCUCUGGGGGGCUGUCUAAGGGGGCUGCUGGAAGCCAGGUGGGCUGCAGAGGCCAGCCUCAGGCCCUGGGCCAGCUGCCCCUAGUCAGAAGGGCCAAGAGUAACGGGCAGGUGCCCACAGAGCCACUGGGUGGGUGGCAGCCCCUGGCUGGACCCUCCCCCAUCCCUGCCGUGUACUCAGAUGCCACGGGCAGUGACCGGUUAUGGCAGCGUCUGGAGCCUGGUAGCCACCGCGACAGUGUGUCCUCAUCUUCCAGUAUGUCAUCCAGCGACACUGUCAUCGACCUCUCCCUACCCAGCCUGGGCCUGGGCCGCAGCCGUGAGAGCCUGGCCGGGCCUCCAUCUGGCCGCCUGCCCUCACGGCCCUGCUCCACCUGCCCAGGCCUGCCCCCAGUGACCAAGAGCAAGUCCAACCCCAACUUGCGGGUUGCAGGUCAGCUGCCCUCUGCACCUGACGAGCUGCAGCCCCGGCCCCUGGCCCCACAACCACACAGGUCCCUGUCGGGACACCGCCCCAGGCCACCCUGGGGCCGCCUCUCCCUAGUGAGCCUCCAGGAAUGCCCUGCCGCCGCCAAGUCCAAGAGUCUGGGAGACCUGACUGCUGACGACUUUGUGCCCAGCUUUGAGAGCAGGCCUCGCAGUCCUGGCAGAGGCCUGGGCCCCCCAGGCGAACAGCGGCCAGAUGCCUUGACUGAGCAGUUGCGCUGGCUCACGGGCUUCCAGCAGGCGGGGGACAUCACCUCACCCACCAGCCUGGGCCCGACUGGGGAGGGCACGUUGGCAGCUGGAGCACCUGGUUUCCUACGACGUUCCUCCUCCCGCAGCCAGAGCCGUGUGCGUGCCAUUGCAAGCCGUGCCCGCCAGGCCCAGGAGCGGCAACUGCGGUUGCAGGGCCCGGGUGCACCGGGGCCCCCCGAGGAGGAGCGUGGCACCCCUGAGGGUGCCUGCUCCGUGGGUCGCGAGGGCUGCGUGGACACACCGGCCCCCCACAAGGGAGCCCCCAGCCAGGUGUGUGGCACCACCGUCAGUCCCCUCUUACUUAGACUCUGA